AGACCCAGCCCUGCUGCUGUCACAAAUUUCAGUGAUGUCACAGCUCCCCUAGCUGGAGGCUCCAGCAGAGCCACCCUGAUGGCCAGCCUGAGUGCUGGCCCAACUGAGAGGGGCAGGGAGCAGGUGGUGCCUGGUACCAGUCUUGCUCCAUCUGUUUUUGAGGUCUCACAGCCCCAGUAUGAGUCCAUCAGCAAAGAAGAGGCCCAAGAAUAGAAUGGUUUCCAAGAUACAAGAUGAAGAACCACAGGACAAGAUACCACAACCUGUCAGCAAAGUAAUCGGCCGGAACCGACUUAAGAUGGUAUUAAAAAACUUGUCGCUCUUGAAGCUGCUCAAGAGCUCGAACCCCCGGAUCCAAGAACUGCAUAACCUGGCCAAAAGGUGUUGGAAUUCACUGCUCAGAGUUCCAAAGAUCCUUGGGAUCUCCACUGGGAGCAGCAAUGUCUGCGAUAGAGUGGAACAAGGUAACGAAGAGCUCCAAGAUGCUGGGUGCCCCAAGAACAUCCUGGAAUCCAAGAAAUUAGAGUCCACAGGGGAGCCCAAGGUGGGGCUGGGGGAGAAGAACAAGGCCCAGCAGUCACCCAAAGCAGCAUGCCAGAGCAAGGCGCAGGUGGAGCCCGAGCUCCCCAGGACAUCAAAGGACCAUGGCCUGACCACUUGCCCUGGAGCUCAGGGGAGGCAAUCACCCACUGGGGACCCCCGCAUCAUCUUCCUGAAGACCUACCAGCAUAGAACUCCCGCGGGGGACAAGCAGCAGCUGGAAGCAGCUGACCAGUGGAUCUGGUUUGAGGGGUUGCCCACGCGAAUCCACCUCCCAGGGCCCCGGGUGAUGUGCAGACCAUCUGCCUUGCGCUGGGUCAAGCGCUGCUGUACCCGCUUCUGCUCUGCAUCACUUGAGCUACCCAUGUGCCAUCUAUACAAAGUGUGACAACACCACGGCCCGGCCAGGGUGGCGCGACCUGGGCCGGGAGCCAGACAUGCGAGGGAUGGGCGGGCAAAUUCACGAGUCUACAAAUAAAAUCUCCCUUUGGGAACUGAUGAAUACUACCGCUGCCUCUGCCUGUUGGGGACUGGAAAGGAUGGAGGAAAGAGGCCCUCGACCGAGGUGGGGAGGGAAAAUGUGCAUCACGGUUUUAGGUUUCUUCCACCCCAUUCCCAGGCCCCCUCAGGUCAGCCUAGAACGUGGCACACAGAAGCGAGCAAGCUGCACCCCUCCCCACCCCUGCAAGCUGGCCGGCCCGCGAGUGCACUCUAUGCGGUCACAGAAGGGACUUUCUGGGUCGUUUGUCAGGUACUUUCUGGGUGCCAGAUGCUUCACAAUGGCCCCGCAAGCCAACGAGAUGACAGCCCGUGGCGCCGCGGAGGCGGAAGGGGACUUGGCCCACACGACGAGGAACUGACGGGGCCAGAGCUCCAAUCUCGAACUGCGGGCUGCUCCCCAUUCCAUUUUCCGAAGGAAGGAAAACGGCACAAGAGCGCACCCAUCCAGCCCGUCAUUCACGCGCAUUGUACCCCGGUCACUGAGGCGUCGGGAGUCAACACAUGCGUGUCAGAUGGGCCUCGAAAUGUCAGGCCUAGUGUCAGGGCUUGGGCUCUACAGCUCCCGUGGGACACGACACGCCCUCCCCCCAACCCCAAGGCCCCGUCGACCCCAUCCAGUCGGGGUCGCCCUCAGUCUGCAGGAGACAUAGCCCUGAACGUGCAGUUGGGAAGAGGGAAAGCCCAGGGUACCCGGGCUAUCUGGGGAUCUUCCCCUGAAGGCAGGUGCGCGGAGUGGCGCCCUGAAGAAAGCGGCACAGCGACCAAGGGGCACAGAGCCCUCCCGCGAAGACCCCAGGCGGUGGAGCAGAUGCCUGGCGCGGGAGGGAGGAAGAUGGCAGGGGUCUCCCCAAACCUGCCCGCUUGCACCCUCUUCUUCCCUGGAGAUCUCGGCUCUGAGACUGCUCCUCCCGGGGCCGGCGGGGCCGCAAACGCACCGCGUUAGCCCUGGGCGGCGCGGCCAGCCUGAACCUGCCUGCGCAGGGCCGCUCGCUGCGGCCCUGCCCCGCUCGGCUCCUGCGAGCCUCGGCGCGCUUCCCCUGCGCAGCCGCCUCCCCGCAACCUCCACUCGGAUCCGAGCUGUCUUCCCGCUCGGCUCGCACCCCGGCCCACUCCUGGGUAGUCGCCGUUUCGGUUUCCUUGCUGGCCAUCAUCAAUCCCACCAGUCUUCGAAAAUCGCCCCCCUCGCCCUUCCACCCCAGCACCCACCAUUCCAUCAACCUCCGCGCGAACGUCAGUCUGCGCGCAAUCAGGGCAGCGCGCGCCAACCAAACCACACCGGGCUCGCGACCCCCAGCACUAGUCCUCCUGGGAGCCUGCCCCGGGAGCCCCAAGCGAGGACCCGAAAGGCGUGGCCUUUUGUUAUAAUGACAUCUGGAUUCCAGAGACUGCCCCUCUCCUAUUCCGGAUCACCUACCACGAAACAUGAUUGGAGCGUGCAAGGAUGAGGCUGCUGAGGCAGACAGGCCUGGCUUCUCAUCAGCUGUGUGAUGUUCGCGCAAGUUGUUUACUCCUGGUCUUCAGUUUCUUUGUGGGCAAAAUGGGAACAUAACGGUGUCUAUCCCACUGGAUUAAGUGAGAAUACACAGAAGUCACUCUGCAGUGGAUGGCACUUAGGAGCGCACGCAGUACUUGGUAGCUGCAUCUCGAUC
Molecule: messenger RNA, 2690 nt
Organism: Mustela erminea (ermine)
Lineage: Eukaryota; Metazoa; Chordata; Mammalia; Carnivora; Mustelidae
Gene: TP53TG5
Product: TP53 target 5
Exons: 7
Coding region: 179-928 (249 amino acids)
Source: RefSeq, a predicted model, not a curated record